Camelus dromedarius (Arabian camel) is the source of this 3363-nucleotide messenger RNA. RefSeq names its product tripartite motif-containing protein 10. The transcript is spliced from 9 exons. Gene Ontology annotation, biological process: protein ubiquitination; innate immune response. The record is from RefSeq and is a predicted model, not a curated record. The coding region runs from base 502 to 1947 and encodes 481 amino acids. Gene Ontology annotation, molecular function: ubiquitin protein ligase activity; zinc ion binding; protein binding. Lineage: Eukaryota; Metazoa; Chordata; Mammalia; Artiodactyla; Camelidae. Gene Ontology annotation, cellular component: cytoplasm.
AGGGCUGGAUGGCCUCAUCGAGGAAGCCCACGGUGUGGGCCUGGUGGGAGGGUCCCUCCCGGCAGAACACACAGAGGAACUCGGCAUCAUUCUCACAGAAGAAGUAGAUCUUCUCACCGUGCUCCUCGCAAGUACAUUCCAACCCCUUUGGAAGCCUCUGGCAGGCUGGUUGGGGCAUCACUGGUGAAGUUACUUGUGCCAUGUUCCCCACCCCCCAGGGCACUGCGCCCUUAUCUGGGUCUCCACACUCCCCUGGAUUGGCUGAUACCUCCAAUCUCCCUGGAGCCAGCUGGUCAUAUUGCAGGGAGGCUGGGGUGGCAGCACUGCACUGGGACCCAGUCUCCCUCCUGCUCCCCAAAGAACAGCCCCUUUCAACUGUGGAUGGUUAAGAUACGACCACUUUCCUUCUACUGCGAGUGUCUCUGGAUGGACGGGAAGGAGCAGCGACCCCCAGCCAAGCAGAGAGGGUGACCUUGAAGAGGCCACGAGCGCAGCAGCACCAUGGCCUCGGCUGCCUCAGUGACCAGCCUGGCCGAUGAGGUCAACUGCCCCAUCUGCCAAGGGACCCUGAGGGAGCCGGUCACCAUCGACUGUGGCCACAAUUUCUGCCACUGCUGCCUCACCCGCUACCUUGAGAUCCCCGGCCCGGACCCCGAGGAGCCCCCCAGCUGCCCACUCUGCAAGGGGCCUUUCCGCCCAGGGAGCUUCCGGCCCAACUGGCAGCUGGCCAGCGUGGUGGAGAACAUCAAGCGUCUGGAGCUGGCGUCCAGGCUGGGCUCAGAGGAGGAGGACGUCUGCCAGGAGCACGGGGAGAAAAUCUACUUCUUCUGCGAGGAUGAUGAGAUGCAGCUGUGUGUGGUGUGCCGCGAGGCCCCGGAGCAUCGCGCCCACACCGUGCGCUUCCUGGAGGACGCAGCGGGGCCCUACAGGGAACAAAUACAGAAAUGUCUCGAGUGUCUAAGAAGAGAGAGAGAGGAGAUUCAAGGAAUCCAAUCAAGAGAAAAUCAAAGGACACAAGUCCUCCUGACUCAGGUGGCCACCAAGAAACAAAAGGUGAUAUCUGAGUUUGCACAUCUGAGCCAGUUCCUGGAAGAACAGCGGAACAUCCUCUUAGCCCAGUUGGAGAGUCUGGAUAGAGACAUCUUGAAGCAACAGGAUGAGUUUGAUGUCCUGGUCACUAGGGAAAUCUGCCGGUUUAGCACCCUGAUUGCAGAACUGGAGGAGAAGAACGAGAGGCCGGCAAGGGAGCUCCUGACGCAUAUCAGAAGCACUCUAAUAAGAUGUGAAACCAGAAGGUGCCGGAAACCAGAGGCUAUACCCCCUGAGCUGGGCCAGAGGAUUCGGGACUUCUCCCAGCAGGCCCUGCCGCUGCAGAGGGAGAUGAAGAUAUUUCUGGAAAAAUUCUGCUUUGAGUUGGACUAUGAGCCAGCUCACAUCUCCCUAGACCCCCAGACUUCCCACCCCAAGCUCCUCCUGUCUGAGGACCACCAGCAGGCUCGGUUCUCCUACAAAUGGCAGAACUCUCCAGGAAACCCCCAGCGCUUUGACCAGGCCACCUGUGUCCUGGCCCAUGAUGGCUUCACAGGGGGGAGACACACGUGGGUGGUGAGUGUAGACUUGGCUCACGGGGGCAGCUGCACACUGGGUGUGGUUAGUAAGGACAUCCGGCGGAAGGGGGAGCUUCGGCUGCGGCCAGAGGAGGGGGUGUGGGCCCUGAGGCUGACAUGGGGCUUCAUCUCGGCCCUGAGCUCCUUCCCUACACGCCUGGCUCUGGAGGAACAGCCCCGGCAGGUGAGGGUGUCUAUUGACUAUGAGGUGGGCUGGGUAAUCUUUGUCAAUGCUGUCACUCGAGAGCCCAUCUACACCUUCACUGCCUCCUUCACCCAGAAGGUCUAUCCCUUCUUUGGGCUCUGGGGCCGAGGGUCCAGUUUCUCCCUGAGCUCCUGAAAGGGUCAGCUACUCUCCCCAAAACACAAGACUCAGAGAAAGGGCCUAAGGACUUGACCCUGACUGGGUCACCUGGGAGAUUUGGAACAGUAAUUACACUUUAGGUGAUGUGAUAGAGUCGGGACUUUGGCAAGGGACAAGGUGGGAUGACCUUCAAUCUGCUGAUCAAACCCUUUCCACAAUGCCCAGUGGAUGGGACUCAGACCACUGCCCGGCCUCCCCACCACCAUCCCCACCUGGCGCGGAAGCAGCUGUGUAGAGGAAGGAAUACUAGAUUUGGAGCUGGAAGACUUGGGGUCUAGACCCAGCCUUGUAAUCAACUAAUUGUAUGAUCUUAAACUAGGCCUCUCAUCUCUCUUCAUCUUGUUUUCUCCCCCAAAUAUUAGGGUUCAUUUACUCAUAUCCUUAAGAAACAUUUAUUGUGUGCUAAUUAUGAACCAAGCAGUAUGGUAGCCAUUUGUGAAAUGAAAAAAACAAAACAAAACAAAAAAUGUCCUGAAUGAGAAGGAGCUCAUGAGAAAAGGCAGAGACAUAGGAGGUAAGGACAGCACAGUGUGAUGGGUGCUGUGACAGGGGUGUUAGGGAAGCUCAGAGGAGGCAGGAGUUCAGUCAGGAAAAGAUGAGUCUGAAAAAUGAGUGUGGUAAAUGAUUCAAGGAGUGGAAGAAGCAUCUUAGGAAGAAGGGACCACAGAGAACUGGCUGGAUGAUCUGUAUGAGACACAGGGUCACAUUCAUUGUCCUCAUGAGCAGAUGCGCUGCCACCCCCACCCCUGACACCACUCAAUGCCUCCCUUGUCCUAGUGGUGUCACUUCCGGCUGAGAUGAAAGUGCGGGGCCUUGGUGGGGAGGGGACAGGGGAGGCAUGGCCAUAAGCCACAGCCCAAGGACCUCACUCAACCCCCAGGGAAAAUCUUCUUCCUGAUCUGUUGCUCACCACCUGAGGUUGACAAAUGAGGUGAAAGGAAUGAGAUGGUGGGAAGGAAUGAGUCCCAGAUAGCCCAGUUCGGAGCACAGAAAUAGCACUAUCGUAAGCUUUGGGCUGGGUGAUAGACAGCCGGGUGGAGGCAGGGGGUGAAUUGGGUGAGCUGUGACUUUCAGCCCAAAGCAUUGGGGCUGCUCUAGGCCUGGACAAGAAGUGCCAUCUGAGGGUCGGGGCAAGAGAAGGGGGACAAUUAAGGAUUUGUAGAAGGUGUGUGGGUUUGGGGCAGAGAGCUGGAGGAGAGCAGGUGGUACUGGCAGAAGCUGUACCCAUGGGUGGCACGAAGAAACUGAGCACCCCUGCCUGGUGCUCGAAAUCCCCCUGCCUGGUGCUGAUGCUGGGACAGGAACAAGCACUGACACAUGGCUGCCUAGAAUUUGUAAAAUUUGUAAAAUGAUUUCCAUUGUCCCAAGGAAUUAUAAACCCUAUGCAAAAUA